This is a messenger RNA of Delphinapterus leucas (beluga whale), 2688 nucleotides long. RefSeq names its product GPN-loop GTPase 1 (gene GPN1). Gene Ontology annotation, molecular function: ATP hydrolysis activity; GTPase activity. The record is from RefSeq and is a predicted model, not a curated record. Lineage: Eukaryota; Metazoa; Chordata; Mammalia; Artiodactyla; Monodontidae.
UAUGGUCGAGUGGGCGGAGCCAGGAGCAAGAUGGCCGCGCUCGCAGCUGCCACGGAGCCGCAAGCUUCCGGGGGUCCCCGGCCCCCAGUGUGUCUGCUGGUGUUGGGAAUGGCGGGGUCUGGGAAAACCACCUUUGUACAGAGGCUCACAGGAUAUCUGCAUAGUCAAGGGUGUCCACCUUAUGUGAUCAACCUGGAUCCAGCUGUGCAUGAAGUUCCCUUUCCUGCCAAUAUUGAUAUUCGUGACACUGUGAAAUAUAAAGAAGUCAUGAAACAGUAUGGACUUGGACCCAAUGGUGGCAUAGUGACCUCACUCAAUCUCUUUGCUACCAGAUUUGAUCAGGUGAUGAAAUUUAUUGAGAAGGCCCAGAACAUGUCUAAGUAUGUCUUGAUUGACACACCUGGACAGAUUGAGGUAUUCACCUGGUCAGCUUCUGGGACAAUCAUCACUGAGGCCCUGGCAUCCUCGUUUCCAACGAUUGUCAUUUAUGUAAUGGACACAUCUCGAAGUAUCAACCCAGUGACCUUCAUGUCCAAUAUGCUCUAUGCCUGCAGCAUCUUGUACAAAACCAAGCUGCCUUUUAUUGUGGUCAUGAAUAAAACUGACAUCAUUGAUCACAGCUUUGCAGUGGAAUGGAUGCAGGAUUUUGAGGCUUUCCAAGAUGCCUUGAAUCAAGAGACUACAUAUGUCAGUAACCUGACUCGUUCAAUGAGCCUCGUGUUAGAUGAGUUUUACAGCUCCCUCAGGGUGGUGGGUGUGUCUGCUGUUCUGGGUACAGGCUUAGAUGAACUCUUCGUGCAAGUUGCCAGUGCCACAGAAGAAUAUGAAAGAGAGUAUCGUCCUGAAUAUGAACGUCUGAAGAAAUCGCUGGCCAGUGCACAGAGCCAGCAGCAGAAAGAACAACUGGAGCGACUUCGGAAAGAUAUGGGCUCUAUAGCCUUGGACACCGGGACUGCCACAGGCAGCUUACCUCCUGUGAUGGACCCUUCUGACUUGAUCCUGACUCGGGGAACCUUGGAUGAAGAGGAUGAGGAAGCAGACAGUGAUACUGAAGACAUUGACCACAGAGUUACAGAGGAAAGCCGUGAAGAGCCAGCAUUCCAGAAUUUUAUGCAAGAAUCAAUGGCACAGUACUGGAAGAGAAACAACAAAUAGUUUCUAAAGUCCAAAAUUUUGGAACUCUGUGUGAAGGGACUAUCCUUAUCUCUGAUUGGGGGCUACUAUAAAGGACAAUUUUGUUCAGGAUAGCAGUUUCUCUUACUAGUGAAAUCUCCUGACUCAGAUGAAGCCAGGGAUAGAAUACAUUUGGACCUGGCAGGUAGAUGCUGAUUCCCCUUGGCAUUUUCCUUGGAUUUAGGCAAGGAAGGAUAUUCUGGUUUUGGAUGCUGAUAUCCCUUCAAGCCUAAAACUGCAAGUUUUAUCAUUUGAACGCACAUACUUUUGCUGCUGAUGGACAGAACAGAGAGAGAACUUAGUAGGCUGGAUCUGUAGCCUCUGCUUCUCCAGCAUCUUGCCUUUGAACCUGCACCACGAGUUCCCCUCCUUUUAGCAGAAAGAGGGGGAAACAGGAGCUUGUCCAGAGUGGCAGUGGAGUCUCCUUGGCAACCAAUCAAUCUUGGUAUGAAAUGUGCCUCAGACUGGGUAGCUUAUUGUAGCACACCAGGUUCAUUGAAGAAAGUGGGCAAAACACUGUUAACGAAUAAGAAUUCUACUUUAGAUGGUGACUUGGAUAAAGAGUUUUUAAUUUUAACUUUGUUGUAAGCCUGCUUGUCAUAAUUUCAAAUAAGAAAAUUAUCACAAAUAGUCACUGCAGUUCAGAAGAGAGGUUUAAAGCCACAUGUUGUUUACUAAGGUUCCAUGUACAUACCACACCUAGUAACCAGGUACAAAGCCAGGCCCUGUUUGUAUUGUACUUUAACUUAAUGCAGUGUAUCCUUAGUGAUUUACUCAAAGGCCACGGAUUUGGGUCAGUUGCACAUUCCAUAUAUAACAGCCCUGGUAAGGGUUUGCUUUGCCUCCACAUUCUUCACAGUAUCUUAAAACAUUAUACAUUUCUCUUAAGGAAUUUUGUCCCUGCCUAACCUGUAUUCCAGAUCAGUGGUUCUCAAAGUGUGGUCUCUGGACCAGAAGCAGCAGCAGCAUCUGGGAAGUUACUAAAAAUGGGACAUUCAAGCCCUGUAUCAGAAACUGGGGGGGUGUGGGGCCUAGCAGUCCGUUUUACUAAGGCCUCCAGGGGAUUCUGAUGCAUGCUAAGUUCAGAACAAUAUUCUAACUCAAACAGCCUAUGACGUAAUUCUAGGCCAGGUGAAUCUCAGAUAUCAAUGUGCUCAUCACCUGCUUUAUCAGAGUACCCCAACCUUGACCAUCUGGUGCCUAUUCUCCAAUCUAACAUUCUAAAAAUAAAGUGUUUUGCUUUACAUGAAGUAUUAAUUUCAGUAUUCUGUAACUAAUGGAAACCACUGGUCUAAAAACUUGAACCUGUUCUUUGAGAGGAAACCAUUUGCACGGCAAAACUCUGAACAUACCUGAUUUUUUCCCUUAGUGACUUUGUAUACUUUUUACUUAAAGAGGAACUUGUCUGGCCUAUGCUAUAAGCUCCAUAAGGGCAGAGACAGUCUUACUCAUCUGUGUAUCCCUUGCAGAGGACCCAGUACAUAAUAGGUACUCAACAAAUGUUUGCUAAGUGAA